GAGAGAGAGGCGAGGGGCGCUGGGAGCAGGCGAGUGGGACUCCUGAGCCGAGAGCCGGAGGCUGCGCCUUCCCCACCGGGACCUUCGCUGCACACCAGAUCCUUGCCCUGCCCGGCCCGAGCUCCCAGGAUGACCACCACCCUCGUGUCCGCCACCAUCUUCGACUUGAGCGAAGUUUUAUGCAAGGGUAACAAAAUGCUCAACUACAGUACUCCCAGUGCUGGGGGCUGCCUGCUGGACAGGAAGGCGGUGGGCACCCCUGCCGGCGGGGGCUUCCCUCGGAGGCACUCCGUCACCCUGCCCAGCUCCAAGUUCCACCAGAACCAGCUUCUCAGCAGCCUCAAGGGGGAGCCAGCUCCAGCCCUGAGCUCGCGGGACAGCCGCUUCCGCGACCGUUCUUUUUCGGAGGGAGGCGAGCGGCUGAUGCCCACCCAGAAGCAGCCGGGUAGCGGCCAGGUCAACUCGAGCCGCUACAAGACGGAGCUGUGCCGCCCCUUUGAGGAGAAUGGUGCCUGUAAGUACGGGGACAAGUGCCAGUUCGCACAUGGCAUCCACGAGCUCCGCAGCCUGACCCGCCACCCCAAGUACAAGACGGAGCUGUGCCGCACCUUCCACACCAUUGGCUUCUGCCCCUACGGGCCCCGCUGCCACUUCAUCCACAACGCGGAGGAGCGCCGCGCCCUGGCCGGGGCCCGAGACCUCGCCGCCGACCGUCCCCGCCUCCAGCAUAGCUUUAGCUUUGCUGGGUUUCCCAGUGCCGCUGCCACCACCGCUGCCACAGGGCUGCUGGACAGCCCCACGUCCAUCACCCCACCCCCCAUCUUGAGUGCUGAUGACCUCCUGGGCUCACCCACCCUGCCUGAUGGCACCAGUAACCCCUUCGCCUUCUCCAGCCAGGAGCUGGCGAGCCUCUUUGCCCCUAGCAUGGGGCUGCCCGGGGGUGGCUCCCCGACCACCUUCCUCUUCCGACCCAUGUCCGAGUCCCCUCACGUGUUUGACUCUCCCCCCAGCCCUCAGGAUUCUCUCUCGGACCAGGAGGGUUACCUGAGUAGCUCCAGCAGCAGUCACAGUGGCUCAGAUUCCCCCACCUUGGACAACUCAAGACGCCUGCCCAUUUUCAGCAGACUUUCCAUCUCAGAUGACUAA
Messenger RNA from Orycteropus afer afer, 1146 nucleotides. It is a transcript of the gene ZFP36L1, whose product is annotated as ZFP36 ring finger protein like 1. Bases 130 to 1146 code for a protein of 338 amino acids. Gene Ontology annotation, molecular function: metal ion binding; mRNA binding. The transcript has 2 exons. The record is from RefSeq and is a predicted model, not a curated record. NCBI's taxonomy places the organism in Eukaryota, Metazoa, Chordata, Mammalia, Tubulidentata, Orycteropodidae.